GGCUUUUGUGGAGGGGUGAAUUGAAGAAAUAUAGAUUUCACUUCCGGGGAUUUUAUUUUUGACUCGGAAUCCCACACUUUUUUCUGUGUCGGGAUUUUUUUCUUAAUUUUAUUUUUGAUUUUUUUUCUGAAUUUACGAUGUCUAUGAUUACUACCUCCGCUUGGGUGCGCCGCGGUGUGGCAGCGCAGUUCCCGACGAAAUAUGAAAUCGAUGAGGAGGAGAUGAAUCGCAUAUCGAAGCUUGCGAGAAUGCAGCUCGAGGAUGCGCGGGAGGAAUUGAGUGCCGCUCAGGAACGGGAAAAUGGAGAGCACGAUGAGAAGGAUGGGGAUGUGAUGGAGGAGGAUGAUGAUGAUGAUGCGGAGAAGAAGACAGAGAAGAAGGAUGCUACGGAGAGUAAGGUUAACGACGAUGACGAUUUAAAGGAAUACGACCUUGAUCACUACGAUAGCGAUGAAGUGGACGAGGAUGGCGAGAAGGUCACCAUGUUCGGCAAUGUCAAGUCGUUGGCAUACCACCAGCCUAACGAGGAGGACCCGUACCUGGUUGUCCCCGAGGAAGAGGAUGAUGAAGAGAGAGAGGAACUCCAGAUUCUUCCGAUGGAUAAUUUGCUGCUUGCGGGGAAGAUUGAGGAUGAGGUGGCGCACCUGGAAGUCUACGUCUACGAGGACGAGGCGGAUAAUCUCUACGUGCACCACGAUAUCAUGCUGCCGGCUAUCCCUCUCUGCCUCGAAUGGUUGGAUUUCCCAGUCGGAAAAAACGCCGAGGGACGCACCACCGGUAACUUUGUCGCCGUGGGAACUAUGGAGCCCGAUAUCGAGAUCUGGGAUUUGGACGUUGUGGACUGCAUGUAUCCCAAUGCCAUUCUGGGCCAGGGUGGCGCGGAGAUGGAAGCCGACCCCAGAAAGUCCAAGAAGAAGCAAAAGAAGUCCAAAGCCAACGAGGAGUUCCACGUUGAUUCCAUCCUCGCUCUCGCUGCGAACCGACAACACCGUAACCUCUUGGCUUCCGGUUCGGCCGACCGCACGGUUAAGCUCUGGGAUCUGAACACCGCCAAGUGCGCCAAAUCCUACGCGCACCACACAGACAAGGUGUGCUCCCUGGACUGGCACCCGAAGGAGUCGACGGUCCUUCUGACCGGUAGCUACGACCGCACCGUCGUCGCGGCAGAUAUGAGAGCCCCCGACGCCAAGGCCCGCUGGGGUGUCGACACGGAUGUUGAGAACGUGCGCUGGGACGUCCACGACCCUAACUAUUUCUACGUGACCACUGACGGCGGUAUGGUUUAUCGAUAUGAUGUGCGGAACGUGCCCGCCACCCCGAAGGAGUCGAAGCCUGUGUGGUCCUUACAGGCACACGACUCGUCGGUGUCCGCCUUCGACAUCAACGCCAGCAUCCCGGGUUUCCUGGUUACCGGGUCAACGGACAAGCAAGUCAAGCUCUGGAACAUUGAGAACGACAAGCCUAGCAUGGUUGUGUCGCGCAAGCUGGAGGUCGGCAAGGUGUUCUCCACCACUUUUGCUCCGGAUGCCGCGGUGGGCUUCCGGCUGGCGGUGGCGGGAAGCAAGGGCGUGGUCCAGAUCUGGGAUACUUCCACCAACGGCGCGGUGCGUCGGGCCUUUGUCUCGCGGAUGCCCUCGUUGGCGGGUGAUGUGCAGGAGCGUAUGAUAGGGAUGCAACCUGAUCAGGAUGAGUCCGAUGAUGACGGAGCACCAGAGAUUGGAGGCGGUGAGGGACAAGAUGGCUGGGAGUCGAUGGAAGAGGAUUAAAUUCCGUAUUAAAAUUGCUUUCUUGAUGACUGGAAAUUAGAAUAUUGAGACGAUUUCUACAUAGCGGUGCUUCUUGGGUCUUUUUUUUUUUUUUUUUUUUUUAAAAAAAAACACCAAAAAAAC
Molecule: messenger RNA, 1889 nt
Organism: Aspergillus ochraceoroseus IBT 24754
Lineage: Eukaryota; Fungi; Ascomycota; Eurotiomycetes; Eurotiales; Aspergillaceae
Product: rRNA-processing protein PWP1
Exons: 2
Coding region: 138-1766 (542 amino acids)
Biological process (GO): rRNA processing
Cellular component (GO): nucleus
Molecular function (GO): protein binding
Source: RefSeq, a predicted model, not a curated record